Messenger RNA from Saccoglossus kowalevskii, 1554 nucleotides. Its product is annotated as steroid 17-alpha-hydroxylase/17,20 lyase-like. The record is from RefSeq and is a predicted model, not a curated record. Gene Ontology annotation, molecular function: steroid 17-alpha-monooxygenase activity; iron ion binding; oxidoreductase activity, acting on paired donors, with incorporation or reduction of molecular oxygen, reduced flavin or flavoprotein as one donor, and incorporation of one atom of oxygen. NCBI's taxonomy places the organism in Eukaryota, Metazoa, Hemichordata, Enteropneusta, Harrimaniidae. Gene Ontology annotation, biological process: progesterone metabolic process; hormone biosynthetic process.
AUGUCAGUAGUUCUGUUCAUAAUCGCAUUCGCAUGCGUCGUGUUGUAUCUGGCUCGUCGGGCGCAUGCAUUCUGGAACAAACCUUUACCGCCUGGCCCCGUAGCGCUACCAAUCGUAGGCAAUCUGCUUGUACUGCUUCGUAGCGAACCGCCCUGGAAAAUAAUGAAGGGUCUUUCCGACAAGUAUGGCAACGUGUUCUCGUUACAGUUAGGUCCUCAAGUAGCUAUAGUCUUAUGCGACCACGUGGCUAUACGCGACGCUUUUGUCAAACAAGCGCCAUGCUUUUCGGGUAGACCAUACGUUUAUUCCAUUAGCCAGUUCUCGCGAAACAACUGUGGCAUAGCCUUCGGUAACAUCAGCCCCGAAUGGUCCUACCACAAAAAACUAGCCUCGAUCGCUAUACAUACCAACAUACACUCAAACAACAAACAUGACACAGCUACGUCGACAGAAGAAAAGAUCUUGGAGGAGAUUGCACACCUUGUCGAAGUACUGAAAACGAAAAAGGACACACCUGUAGACAUCAGCCAAGAUCUCUGCCUCAGUGUAAUUAAUGUGAUUUGUCACAUGACCUUCAAUCAAAGAUAUCAACUUAACGACCCGGAGUUUCAGACUAUUCUGCGCGACAACCGACAGUUCAUUGAUCUGCUGACGCCUGGCGACCCAGUCGACAUUUUCCCGAUUUUAAAGAUGUUUCCAAACAAGAGACUGCGACUCAUUGAGGAGCUAGUGACAAGAAGAGACGAACUUUUCCAGAAAAAAUUCCGCGAUCAUCUUUCGACCUUUGACCCAAACAACAUCCGGGAUAUCACUGACUCUCUUUUGAAGGCCAUGCAAGACUGUGACGACAACGGCAACACGCUGAAUGAAGACAUGAUCUUGAUGACGAUGUGGGAGAUAUUCACCGGGGGAUUUCAGACGAUCUCCGAGACGUUGAAGUGGGCAUAUGCAUAUUUAAUCAGCAACCCGGAAGUACAAGAGAAUAUUUGCUUGGAGAUGAAGCGGAUCAUAGGAGAUCGCCCUCUACGAUGGACUGAUAAGCCCUGUCUACCAUACCUGAACGCUACAAUUUUGGAGAUUUUGAGAUGCAGUUCCGUGUCUUCGAUGAACGCGCCUCACUGCACUACGCAUGACACCACAUAUCGUGGUUAUAAUAUUCCCAAAGAUACUAUGGUCAUGUGUAAUCUAUGGUGGGUACACCAUGAUCCCAAGUACUGGAAGGAACCGUUCAAAUUUGAGCCAGAUAAUAACGUUUGCAAACAAUAUGCCACGCCACCAACGGCUAAUAUGAUAUGUCUCUCUGAACACACAGGUCGCUUUCUGAACGAAGAAGGCGAAGUCAUAAUUCCUCAAAGUUUUCUUCCUUUCUCCACUGGGCGGCGUAUGUGUUUGGGUGAGCAGCUUGCGAAGAUGCAGAUGUUUCUCUUCGUUGGAUGCCUCGUACAGAGCUUCCGUUUUCAAGAAGUACCCGGGGAAUCGUACCCGGAUUUGGAGCCGGAGUCGGGGAUGUUCCGUUUGGUAAAACCGUAUAAAACCGUCAUCUCAAAGCGUUGA